AUGCCUGAAGAAGGGUCCGACACAUAUUAUCUUCCGCCACUCUGGUGUCUCGACAAGUUAAAGGCGUGGGAUCAAACACAUCGAUUUCGUUUAGUUUCAUCUAGUUUAAAGCUAGUUUUUAUUGUUCAGUCAAUUGACAAUAACCAACGUUGUUCUGACUUUAGCAUGGAGACUGAGAAGGAGAGCGUGAACGUUCCCAGUGGGGGGUUUCAGCCAAGCGAUGAGGAAAUCGAAAGAUGGAUAGACAGUACCUUUGACAUGGCAAAAGAGGCACUGGAAAACGGAGAGGUUCCUGUCGGGUGUAUCCUGGUCUACAACAAUGAGGUCAUUGGCAAGGGCAGAAAUGAUGUGAACAAAACCAAAAACGCUACUCGCCACGCGGAGAUGGUGGCCCUGGACCAGGUUCUAGAAUGGUGUAACCAAAGAAACACUGACUUCCAGACAGUGUGCGAGCGGACGGUACUGUACGUUACCGUGGAACCCUGCAUCAUGUGUGCUGCAGCCCUACGCUUGUCACAUAUUCCCAUGGUGGUAUAUGGCUGUGGCAACAGCAGGUUCGGAGGCUGUGGCUCCGUUUUGGAAGUGUCCUCAGCAGACCUCCCGAGCACAGGGAAGCCUUUCAAGUGUGUGUCAGGGUACAGAGCAGAGGAGGCAGUGGAGAUGCUGAAGACUUUCUACAGGCAGGAGAACCCCAACGCUCCCGUUCCCAAGGUGAAGAAGAACUGAGUUACAACCUUUGCUCACCAGGGGGUGCUAGAGGAUAAGGAGUGAGCCCACAUGAGCGAGGACAGGAACAAAAUUGUUUUCCGCCUGAGAAUAUUUGUCCAAAAGUAGAAAAGAGAGGUGUCCUUAUUUUUCCCUCUCCAAAAUAUAGACCAAGCCUACGCGUUUAUCUAUUUUUUCAAUUCUCUACUUUUUUUACUUGCUGACUUUUCAAUAGGAAACACCGUUGAUGUGCACAUCAUCUUGUGACUGAGGCGUUCAAUAAUGAGACUCAGCUACAAUAAAGUGGAGUGACGACAACUGAUUUGUAUGGUAAUUAU
Molecule: messenger RNA, 1043 nt
Organism: Hypomesus transpacificus
Lineage: Eukaryota; Metazoa; Chordata; Actinopteri; Osmeriformes; Osmeridae
Gene: adat2
Product: adenosine deaminase tRNA specific 2
Exons: 6
Coding region: 1-726 (241 amino acids)
Biological process (GO): tRNA wobble adenosine to inosine editing
Cellular component (GO): cytoplasm; nucleus
Molecular function (GO): zinc ion binding; tRNA-specific adenosine-34 deaminase activity
Source: RefSeq, a predicted model, not a curated record